UUUUAUUAUUUAGAUAUAUUAGUAAUUUUAGCAUAUUGUUGUAUAGAAAUUUGUAGUUUUAAAUAAAAAAACGAUGAAUACCUUAGGGCUUAGCAUGAUAUUAAAAAUGGGAUGCAUUUGUACGAAGGAGCACUUGGAAAUAAAUGGAAAGAGAUACACAGUUUUAGAAAGACUUGGUGAAGGUGGAUUUUCUUGCGUAGAUUUAGUAGAAAAUACGUCUAAUAAAAAGAAAUACGCCGUAAAAAGGAUAGUGUGUCAUAGUGCGGACGAUGAAAAAAUCACCAUGGACGAGAUACGUUAUUACACGAAACUCAAACAUCCCAAUAUAAUAAAAUUAGUGGAUUUCUACUUCACAAAUUCCAAAGAACAAACGGACCCCCACGCGACGUCCGAAGCCUUCUUAGUUCUGCCUUACUACAAACGGGGCACCCUGCACGACUACCUCACAUUGAGAUCCUUCAACAGGAACUAUUUAAACGAAAAAGACGUCCUGAGAAUAUUCCUCGAUGUGUGCGACGCCAUCAAGUACCUGCACGACUUCGCGCCCGAUCCCAUAGCCCACAGGGACCUAAAAACCGCCAAUAUUUGCCUCACCGAGCAAACCGACCCUAUCCUAAUGGACCUAGGCUCCUGCGCCGCGGCCAAAGUGCAAGUAUGCGGAGCCCAAGACGCCCAAAAGCUGCAAGACCUCGCCGCCGAGCGGUGCUCGAUGACCUACAGGGCCCCGGAGCUGUUCCACGUCGAAAGCUACUGCAUCAUCGAUCAAAGGGUCGAUAUUUGGAGUUUAGGCUGCGUGUUGUACGCCAUGAUGUACUUCAAGUCGCCGUUCGAUAUUGUCUAUGAAAAAGGGGACUCGGUGAAUUUGGCCGCGCUGUCCGGAACCGUCAGCUACCCCGGCGAGACUCCCUUUUGCGAAGAUAUGCACGAACUGGUCCGGUUUUGUCUCAAAGUCGAUCCGUCCCAAAGGCCUUUCAUAGACGCCGUUAUAGAGAAGGCCAAGGAAGCGAUGAAUAAAAUCGAAAUCGUUGUAUAAUCGAUUGCUUUUAAAACGCACUAAAACAAUUACAUGUUAAAAACUAAUUAGUGAUAUACAGAUAAGUGCAAAUUUGUACGCAAUACGGUCUAUGGGCUCACAUAAAGGAAUUUAUAUACUUUUUCACUGUAACUAACUGUUACUUGACUAAUAAUGCUAGUUUACGAGCGUCCUUAAUGGUUUUAGACAGUUCUAAAUAGUUCUGAAGCGUUCUAAAUUGUUUUAGACAAUUCUAAAUGGUUUUGGAGCUUUCUAAAUGGUUCUGUAUUGUUCUAAAUGAUUCUGUCUAUAGGCUAUUUUGACAAGGCACGAAUUUACCAUUAUUGCAAACAAAUUUGCACCUAUCCGCAUCUUUAAAACAGUAUCAUUUUUAAGUUAAUGUUAAAAUAAACAAUUUCUAUCACAGACAUAUUAAAAAUUAUCACAUUUCGCAACAAGGAAAUCGCCUUUUAACGAGCAAAGUGUUACCGUAUCUCGCCACCAUUCCCUCCUGCGCGAUAUUCACCAUCUUGUAGUAGGCCUCGUGCCAAGCGCAGUUCAGCGAAGAGAAGUUCCUUAAAUUUCACAUAAUAUUUACUAAAUUCUACUAUCUAGUGAAUUCUACUAUCUUCUACCCAACUCUACCCUACUCUACCUUUUCCCUACAUCGUCCUAUAGUCCUAUUCUUAAGCGGGACGCCCUGUAUAAUCGUCGCAUGUCUCAGAU
Messenger RNA from Phyllotreta striolata, 1738 nucleotides. Lineage: Eukaryota; Metazoa; Arthropoda; Insecta; Coleoptera; Chrysomelidae. The record is from the annotation of a GenBank genome assembly.